Exophiala mesophila is the source of this 4516-nucleotide messenger RNA. RefSeq lists its product as hypothetical. The transcript is spliced from 4 exons. Bases 420 to 3509 code for a protein of 1029 amino acids. NCBI's taxonomy places the organism in Eukaryota, Fungi, Ascomycota, Eurotiomycetes, Chaetothyriales, Herpotrichiellaceae. Gene Ontology annotation, biological process: protein import into nucleus. Gene Ontology annotation, cellular component: cytoplasm; nucleus. The record is from RefSeq and is a predicted model, not a curated record. Gene Ontology annotation, molecular function: small GTPase binding; nuclear import signal receptor activity.
UGACUUUACUGAUCGAUCAAUUGACCACACAACAAGCGACACCACAUCAACAUUAACACUGACAGGCCCGCUGUUGGAAACACUCUGUCACAAAUCCAUCAACCCUCAACCUCCCUCGAGUCUGUCUCUCCUCCCUCCCGACACUCGUCUGUUCGAUUGGCGUGUCCUCAGCUCGCGUCAACCCUCCUCUAUCUCGUUUCCCUAUCCCUUUCAAACACCUCCACUCUACAACUUCACAACCUCGCACGCUGCGAUACCCCCACCAGUCUAUGGUCGGCAAUUGAUAGCUAGACAAAACCCCAAACUCCUCGACUGCACCUGAGCCUUUUAUACCCUUUCCUCUUUAGCCGCAGUCCGACAGUCUCUCGAACAUCGCUCUUUCUGUGGUUGCAUGCGUCGAUAGCCACCUUUUCCUGAAAAUGUCGAUUCUCCCUGCCGAGGCGCAGGGAGCCCUGACUCAACUGCUACAAGCGCUUUCUUCCCCGGAGAACUCCCUUCGUGCUCAGGCCGAAGAACAAUUGAACAAUGACUGGACUACCAAUCGACCUGAUGUGCUCCUCAUGGGCUUGGUCGAACAGAUGCAGGCUGCUGCUGAUUCUUCAACGAGAUCCUUCGCCGCAGUCUUGUUCCGCAAGCAAUCCUCCAAAACUCGCAAGAGUCCCACCACGGGGGAAUCCAAAGAACUUUUCCUCACACUGAGCGCUGAAGCCCGCAUGGCCAUCCGCUCCAAACUACUCGAGAGCCUUGCAAGAGAACAGAUCCGCUCUGUCAGAAACAAGAUUGGCGAUGCCAUCGCUGAAAUCGCCAGACAAUACAUUGACAAUGGCGAGGUAUGGAUGGAACUUCUCGGCGCCUUGUUCCAGGCAAGCCAGUCCAACGACCCCGCCAUGCGCGAGUGUGCUUUUCGAAUAUUCGCCAGCAUGCCGAGCAUUAUUGAGAAACAACAUGAAUCUGCCGUGCAAGAGGUCUUUGGCAAGGGAUUCAAAGAUGAUAAUGUUGAUGUUCGUUUGGCUGCUAUUGAAGCCUUUGGCGCCUUCUUCCACUCCAUCACCAAAAAGGCCCAGCCUAAAUAUUAUGCCUUGAUCCCCGACAUUCUGAACAUCUUGCCCCCCAUCAAGGAAGCCGGCGAUACAGAGAAUCUGUCCAAGGCUUUCAACUCACUCAUUGAGCUUGCUGAAGCUGCUCCAAAGAUGUUCAAGAACUUCUUCAACAACCUUGUGAAGUUUACCAUCUCCGUUGUCCAAGACAAAGAGAUCGAUGACCAAUGUCGUCAAAAUGCCCUUGAACUCAUGGCCACUUUUGCAGAAUUUGCUCCUGUCAUGUGCAAAAAAGAUGCGUCUUAUACCACUGACAUGGUUACUCAGUGCUUGAGCCUCAUGACUGAUGUCGGCGUUGACGACGACGAUGCUGCCGAAUGGAACGCCAGUGACGAUCUUGAUCUAGACGAGAGCGAUCUUAACCAUGUCGCUGGGGAGCAAUGUAUGGACCGUCUUGCAAACAAAUUGGGCGGAGACGUCAUCCUCCCUGCCACCUUCACCUGGCUUCCUAGUAUGAUGCAUUCGGCUUCGUGGCGCGAUCGUCACGCCGCAUUGAUGGCAAUUUCCGCCAUCUCUGAGGGUUGUCGAGACCUGAUGAUUGGUGAACUCGACAAAGUUCUGGAAUUGGUUGUUCCAUCCUUGAGAGAUCCCCACCCGCGGGUCAGAUUUGCCGGGUGCAACGCAUUGGGCCAGAUGAGCACCGACUUUGCAGGGCCGAUGCAGGAGAAAUACCAUCAGGUUGUUCUGACAAACAUCAUUCCCGUGCUCAAAGCUCCGGAGCCUCGUGUCCAAGCUCACGCUGCCGCCGCACUCGUCAACUUUUGCGAGGAAGCCGAAAAGGCCAUUCUGGAACCUUAUCUAGAUGACCUAUUGAGUUCUUUGCUGGAGUUAUUGCAGUCGCCCAAGCGAUAUGUCCAGGAGCAGGCACUUUCGACCAUUGCCACGAUCGCGGAUUCCGCCGAAGGCGCUUUCAUCCGCUACUACGAUAUACUCAUGCCACUUCUCUUCCGGGUUCUUCAAGGAGAGCAAGACAAAGAGUACAGGCUCCUACGUGCCAAGGCCAUGGAAUGUGCCACUUUGAUUGCUCUGGCUGUUGGAAAGGAGAAAAUGGCUCAGGAUGGAAUCAAUCUUGUACAGACUUUGGGCAAUAUCCAGCAAAACAUCCAGGAUGACGACGACCCACAGGCGCAGUAUCUCUUGCACUGCUGGGGGCGCAUGUGUCGGGUUUUGGGCCGAGAUUUCGUCCCCUAUCUCCCAGGCGUUAUGCCACCUCUACUUGAACUUGCUUCUGCUAAAGCCGACAUUCAACUGAUCGAUAACGAGGAGGAUGCUCUUGAACAAGAAGAUGGAUGGGAGUUGGUCCCUCUAAAGGGCAAGGUGAUCGGCAUCAAGACAUCGACUCUGGAGGAUAAAAAUACGGCCAUCGAACUGAUCACAAUCUACGCUCAAAUCCUCGAGGCCGACUUUGAGCCAUAUGUGGCUGAUAUCACAGAACGCAUCGCCCUUCCCGGCCUGGCCUUCUUCUUCCAUGAUCCCGUCCGGGUUGCCUCUGCUAAAUUGAUCCCUCAACUCCUGAGCUCCAUCAAAAAACGAUAUGGGGAACAAUCACCACAGCUUAGAGAACUAUGGGCAAAGUGUUGCGACAAAGAAAUCGAGAUUCUCAGCGCCGAGCCUUCAAUCGAUACCCUGGCAGAAAUGUUCCAGUGCUUCUAUGAAAGUGUUGAGGUGGUGGGCAAGAAUUGUCUCACCCAAGAACACAUGGAACAAUUCAUUCAAUCAGUCAAAUCAACACUAGAAGAAUACCAGAAGCGUGUACAAGAACGCGUCGAGGAAAGAGCCGAGACUGCCCAACAGGGAGCAGAAGACGAGGACGAUUCCUUGUCGGUGCAGUAUGCAAUUGAGGAUGACCAGACUUUGCUGUCAGACAUGAACAAAGCCUUCCACACUGUCUUCAAGAACAUGGGAGUCAAUUUCCUGCCAGCUUGGCAAAGACUCAUGCCAUUUUACGAUGCAUUCAUCUCUUCUCCCGAUGCAACUCAGCGUCAAUGGGCCAUUUGCAUCAUGGAUGAUGUCCUCGAGUUUUGUGGCCCACAGUCCUGGCAAUACAGUGACCACAUUAUUCAACCGUUGAUCAAUGGUAUGAGGGACGAAAGCGCUGCUAACCGCCAAGCAGCAGCAUAUGGUGUCGGGAUCGCUGCACAAAAGGGUGGCGAGCAAUGGUCUGAAUUCGUGGCGGCGAGCGUUGAGACACUGCUUCAAAUCACCAGAGUACCCAAUGCUCGAAGUGAGGACGAUAUCUUUGCCACCGAGAAUGCUUGUGCUGCAAUUGCCAAGAUCUUGCACAACAACUCAUCCAAGGUUCCUAAUCCCCAGCAAGUGGUGGAACAGUGGGUUGACACUUUGCCCAUUGUGAACGACGAAGAAGCUGCCCCUUAUGCUUAUACGUUCCUCGCGCAACUCAUCGAUCAGUAAGGUUGAUCUUUUUUCUGUAAACGACAUGUGACUGACCAAACUCACAGGCAAAACCCGGCUGUUUUUGCCAAAGCGCAACAAGUCUUCCAUCACAUUGCACUAGCACUCGAGGCUGAGACGAUCCAAGGCCAGACUGCGAAAAGAGUUGCAGAGAGCGCUAAACAGAUGGUCACACAGACCGGAGUCAAUGCUGACCAAGUGCUUCAGACAUUGCAACCUGAUGGUCAAGCCACUGUCCGGAGCUUUUUCUCAUAGUAACAACUGACUUGGCUGAGCCGCUCUCGACAAGAACAUGACCGCACACCAUAUUUAAGGCCUCCCGUUCAGCGCAAAGUCAGACAACACUGGCACGGCCCAAUAUUCUGUGCUUCUGUCAACACAAUACUAUAAAGUGGAAUCAGCAAACGUCUCCCGAAAGCCGCCUCUUUCGGUGCAGCCCGCCAUUGAAAUCCCGCGCGGGUCUCAAUCUAUCUCCUCUUGUCAUUCACACAAGUCAUCGUCUGCCUAGUGUUGACAAUGUCACGUUCCGGACCAGCGAUAGUUUGAAUGGCAUGCAACUGAAGAAUGGGGUGAGUGCUCCAUAAUUGAUCCAGGAAGCGUGGGUUCGCAGAUUAUGGGGUUGGGGUGGGGAUGGCUUCGUUCGUAGCAGGUCGACAUGGAUGAUAAGGGGCGUUCGAUCGACGACAACGACAGCAAAAACAAUGAUAUCACGAAGGGUUUGAUGCAAUCCAUAUUGCCCGGUGGAAUAUCCUGACAUCACAGGCCAUUCGCUACUGGAUAAAUGGAUGCCCAUUUGAAAGAGAGUACGUGAAUCUUUCAAGUUGGACGACGAACAACGAAACCACGAUUUCCAUUCCCACCACAACUUGGAUGUUUGGAGUAGCCACAUCAUACUAUCUUUACCAUUACCUGUCUCAUGUGAAAUGAUUAGGUACUUUAUCCUGACUGCCUAACUAGCUAGACCCACCAACCUAGACAGAAGAAUUUUCAUUCCUCAUCUCCCUCAG